This is a messenger RNA of Hevea brasiliensis (rubber tree), 997 nucleotides long. RefSeq lists its product as uncharacterized. Lineage: Eukaryota; Viridiplantae; Streptophyta; Magnoliopsida; Malpighiales; Euphorbiaceae. Gene Ontology annotation, biological process: protein localization to Golgi apparatus; Golgi to plasma membrane protein transport; Golgi to endosome transport. Gene Ontology annotation, cellular component: trans-Golgi network; Golgi membrane. The coding region runs from base 80 to 538 and encodes 152 amino acids. The transcript is spliced from 3 exons. The record is from RefSeq and is a predicted model, not a curated record.
GGGGAUUAAAAAUUUCGAGUUGGUUCUGUAGCGGAUUGAUUUUGGAGAGUUUAGGUCAGUGUUAGGAUUAGGGUUAGUCAUGUUCUAUGGUGCAGUGGUAUGGGAUCCAUGGUUAAUUGUUGCCCAAAUAGCGUGCCUUCAAUGUCUUUACUAUCUCACGCUUGGUUCUUUCUUAUCGAUUCUUGUUGGGACUCGCGUGUCUCGCAUGAGUCUUGUCUAUUUCUUUGAUUUCGUUGCUGUCACCACCUCUACCAUCACCGGUUGGCGUGUAAUCACCUCCUUUCUCCUCAGCUCCAUUGCUGGAACUGGAUAUAUGCUUCACUUGAUUGAGAGGUCAAAGAAGUGCUUUGAUUUUUCUGCAACUCUUUACAUCUUCCAUCUCUUUAUAUGCAUUAUAUACGGAGGUUGGCCUUCCUCAAUAACAUGGUGGAUUGUGAAUGGUACUGGACUUGCAGUGAUGGCUUUACUAGGUGAAUAUCUGUGCAUUAGACGUGAACUCCGAGAGAUUCCAAUUACACGAUACCGAUCAAAUGUUUGAUUUACAAGGAAAACUCCAUAGGCAGGAGCAAACUUUGUUUGGGCCCAUACUUUUUGAUCAUCGAAUGGUUUGAAGGAGCUCCUGGAUGAAGCUUGUGAGAUAUGAAAUCCAAACUAUGAUAGGAUGAAUAGUUUUAGCCUACUGAUUCUAUUGACUAUGCUGUAGUUAAUGAUACAAGAUGGCGCAGAAGAUGGUGUAAAUGAUGGGGAGUGGAGCAUGCGAGACUAGGUAUGCAUUGUGUCAGGAAACUAGUAGUGUACAAUUGUGGAUGGUUUCUGGGGAAGAUGCUUCUUGUUCUUCUGAUAUUAUUUUCUCGUUCUGUGCCUUAUUUUAAUAUGACAUAUAGACGAAUUUCCAUGAACUGCGAAAAUAUUGUUUCUCAUUGUCUUUGGAAUUCUUGUAGGGCUGUUAACUAACAUUGAUUUGUUCAAUCUUUAUAAUAGGUCUGUUUUUUAGCUA